AUGGAGACAAUGGAAGCGAUCUUGAUAUCUUACUGGUUUUUCCUUGGAGUACUCCUGUAUUUCUACGGAUUCGUCCAUCACUUUUCUUCGUAUUAUUUCAAGGACGAAGAAGGAGAAGACAUCAAACCUGGAGAUGAUGACUAUUGUUGCCCCAUCUGUCAUGAAGAUGUCAGAGCUUUUUCCGACAUUCUCCGUUCAUCAAAGUGCGAACGUUGGAAGCUGGGACGUAUGGAGGUGACGUCGGAAGUGUUGAAGCUUGCCGUUCUUAUGAUCGGCUUUCCAUUGGUCAUACUCCUUUGUUUGCUAUGGUCCGUUAUAUACGAAGGUCGUGACCUAGCUCUACAAUACGAGCAGAUGAAAUUAUCUUCACAUGCCAGAAACUGCAUAUGCAGCCGCAGCGGCAACCGCUGUCCAGCAUAUCUUGAGGAUCUCACGGCACUCGAGAAAACACUUGAUAAGUCCAAGUGCAAGCAUAUUAGAUCUAUCUUUGCUGAUUUGAAGCAUGAGCCAUAG
Microthlaspi erraticum is the source of this 513-nucleotide messenger RNA. Lineage: Eukaryota; Viridiplantae; Streptophyta; Magnoliopsida; Brassicales; Brassicaceae. The record is from the annotation of a GenBank genome assembly.